AUGCAAAUCCCUCCAGCUGCCGCCAGUCUUGCACUGCUCCGCCAGCCUGUGCAGGGCGUCGCACAGUGUGGGCAGCAUGGUGAGAAAGACCUUGGCGCACUUCUCACCUUCUUCAUCGGUGAACGUCUGCCCGGCGUAGGCGGAGACGUACGCACAUGUGAACUCGUCGGCGAACUUUGUGAGCCCCUCCACCAGGCCGUCCAGCACGGGGGUAGAGGGCUUGGCGAAGCUCUCAGGUCGCAGGUGACUCAGCGCUUCGGUGAGUUUGCGGAGCAGCGCUCGGAGUCUGUGGUCGAAGGUAUCGUUGUCCUUGAUGUCACUGUCGAUCUCCCACGGCAACUCCCGCAGCUCCUCUCCCACCUUCUGGGCGAACAACUUCAAAAGCUCCUUGAUGUUGGCGGCGCACUGCUGCUUGGCGAAGGCUGUGAUGUCGUCGAUUGCAGUGGCCACUUGGCCGUCGACGAACGCGUGGAGGAAAGCAAUGCAUUCCCUUCCGAACUUGUCGGCCUCCCUGUCAAUGAACUCCUUGCAGGCCUGAAUUGGCCCACUCACCAGACGGAUCUGCAGGUUGUGCAAUUGGUCUUUUAUUCCAGUCAACUCAUCAAGGCUGUCACCUUUCAGACGCUUUAA
This is a messenger RNA of Babesia ovata, 630 nucleotides long. RefSeq names its product tRNA-i(6)A37 thiotransferase enzyme, putative. NCBI's taxonomy places the organism in Eukaryota, Apicomplexa, Aconoidasida, Piroplasmida, Babesiidae. The transcript is spliced from 2 exons. The coding region runs from base 1 to 630 and encodes 209 amino acids. The record is from RefSeq and is a predicted model, not a curated record.